UCCAUCCUCCGCACACUCCCACUCCGCACCCUCAUGGACACCCAGUCAUUCGAACGAGGCCGCUUCUACGUCUCUCCGAACGGCUACCCCCGCUUCGCUGGCUCCGCUUCUGGCGUCUACCUUGCUGAUACUGUGCGAGCACAGGCGGACGCAGGCGCGCCCGCCAUCGAGACAGCCUUCACAUCCCGCGCAGCCGAUGAACCCGACGAGACCGACAUCUACCAGCACUUUAGCCUGCGCGCGUCCGAUCUCCUCGCCACCGGAUUGCGAGCGGCCCUCGAGAACUACUUCGAGGCAUGGCACCCGCUCUUCCCCUUCCUCGACGGCGCAUAUAUUCUCUCGGCGUUCGAGAGCGGCGUAUUGUCUGCUAUGGAAGGCUCUGAAAGUCCCGUCUUUUCCCGCUCCCAUGCCGAGAGCUUGGCUUUGACUGCUGUCUUCAAGAGCAUCGUCGCGAUCGGCGACACAGAUGGGGCUGUGACACGCGCUGGUUUUCCUCGCCUUAGCUCGACAAGUCAGGCCACAAUGCUCGCACACCUUGUGCUUGGUGCAUGUCAGGGCGGCAGCAUCAGCGACCUCCUCGCAAUACAGGCUCUCGUCGCACUUAUGCUGUUCAUGUACCUAACCCGUCGCCUUCGCCCAGCCAUGCACCUCAGCGGGACCGUCACUAAGCUCGCCUUCGAGGCCGGUCUUCACCGCUGCCCUGACCGCUAUCCCGGAACCUUCGCGUCUGCGACCGAGCGCGAGAUGCGCAAACGCGUAUUCUGGUCCCUGUACACCCUCGAUCGACUGCUCACGGCCGAGUUCGGAGUGCCUAUUAUGUUACACGACACGGACGUCGACACAUGCGUUCCAGGAGGAAGCGAGCGGCAUCCACUCUGUCCACCGAGCCCUGAGGAUCACCCAGCACGAGACGACAAGGACUCCCCAGACGACAGGCGGAAACGGCGACGAGUCACCGCAUCGCCUCAUGGUCCGGGAAGAUCAACCUCGCCGCAAAUCGAAGCCGCUAAUACACCAUCUGGACUGAGUCAUCAACCACCAGAGCCGCAGAGGCAACGUCUUCUCCCAGCGUUCUCACUGGUUGGUAUCUCAAGGCUCAUGGGCCAAGCCAUGGAAGCGUUCAACAAGAGUCUGCGCUACCGCUCGAUACAAGCUCAAGAGACGCUCCAACUCCGCACGGAGCUUGAGCGCUGGUGGAACGACAUCGGUUUCGACGAUGACGGAGAGGCCACUCCCGAUGCUGACGACGCCCGCUCGCCGUACAAAACCCUCUUCAUCUGCCUGUACAGGCAGCAGGUUAUUGCGCUGUCGCGCCCAGCUCUCUCCCUUGCCCCGACGGCUCUCCAACACACCUACGCGCUAGAGACGUGUGUUGCGAGCGCGCGUGUGAUUCUGCGCACGCUCUCCCGCGAGUUCGAUGGGCCGCGACGUAAAGCCGCCGAUUGCUGUGGACUAGCAGGCAGGACGGAGAGCCUCAUGUGGCCCGGCUACGUCGACAUGGUAUUCUUUGCCGCGCUCAUCCUUGUGUACGCCGCCAAGCGCGAGGAGCGGGAUUCGGUUACGAUACAGCGGCUCAAGAGUGACCUGCGUCGGGCGGUAAGGGUUAUCGAGAUUCUGGGGAAGCAUUGGAACAUCUCAUCAUUCGUCAUGGCCGUGCGUGCCUUCCUUGAUCCUCCCAAAGACGCGUCGGCCACCGGCGGUGAGGAGCUUCUCGACACGUUUCUCUUCGACUUUGAUUCGUUUGAGCUCAACUGGGCCGUGCACCAAAGCUUGCCCCCGAGUCCGAAGUAGGGUGGUGCCCUCCUCCUUUGCGACGCCUUCUCGCCUCAGGAUGUUAGCGACUCGUCCGUCAAGCGACAAGCCCUCGACGCGGCGCCGCCUAAUGAUGCGCUCCGUGAAAUGAUACCAUCAAGCCGCCCCAAUGCCUCGUCCCCACCCGUGCCUCAUGGCGUGGGGCUACAGAGCGGGUGGUUGUGUGGACCAAGGUGGAGGGUAUAAGGAGCGCUGCGCAGUUGUCCUACCUUGUUGAGUAUCUACAACCCUGCACUCGUCUUUGGUUCUU
Molecule: messenger RNA, 2062 nt
Organism: Cutaneotrichosporon oleaginosum
Lineage: Eukaryota; Fungi; Basidiomycota; Tremellomycetes; Trichosporonales; Trichosporonaceae
Biological process (GO): DNA-templated transcription
Molecular function (GO): zinc ion binding; DNA binding
Source: RefSeq, a predicted model, not a curated record